GUGACAGUGACAGUGACAGCAACCGCGAUCAAAAACCUUUGCGAAAUCGCGAUAGGAAGUUGGAUCAGCUAACGCGACCGAGCGAGAGCAUAAAGAGACCGCGCCUGGGAAGUUGCCGGGUGAUCGAUUGAUUCACUUUGCAGAGAGCAACCGCCAGCCAACAAGCGCCAACCAAACCCAUGUCUGCAUCCGUUUCCGCCUCCGCCUCCUCCAACCUCCCAUCCGACGUUCGCUCAGGACCCCUCCGUCGCCUGAGCCAACUGCGUGCCUACACCCAGCAGCAUUUCUCUUCUUCUCAGCCAUCAUCGUCCUCCUCCUCCAGCGGCACCCGGCUGUCGCGCCGUCAUACCCUCAGCAGUCGAGUUUCCUGGUUUUCGCCCACCUCCACCGGUGCGGAUUCCUCGCAACUCUCGCCUGUGGGGUCUCGCACCUCGGGCCCAUGCCCCGAAAGUGAGCCACCGUCCACCCUCGCCCGCUAUAGUUCGGUGCUCUUCCCCAGCUACCGCGGCCUCGAGAUCGACCUGCGUCCUUCCCGUCAGGCUGAAACACCCAGUUCAUCUUCCAACGAAACCAGUGGCAUUCAGACGCAAGGAACGAUGGCGCGGCCCAGAGGAUCAUCCCAAGCCCUUGAUGCACGGCCUGAUCUGGAAGGAUCAAGUCAAUCCGCAUCAGCCAACCUCCAUGCGGGAGCCCUCGACUCGUCCGACCCGGUGAUGUCGGAGAAUCCGUCGUCCUCGUCCCCGCGACCGAAGCAGAAGGCGACCAUCCGCUUUUUUCCCCACCAAGACUCCCACCAGAGCUCCCGACCGUCCUUACCCUUUAUCCCGGUCUCGCGAACGCUCCCGUCCGACAACUGCAUCAUCCGCGUUGGUCGAUACUCCGAACGGGAUGGGCUGCCUGUGGCCAAUCCAACAGAUCCCUCCGAUGCCCCGGUCGGGUUCAAGUCGAAGGUCGUCAGUCGGAAGCAUUGCGAGUUCUUAUACUUGAACGGUCAGUGGCAUAUUAAGGAUGUCGGGAGCUCAUCGGGGACGUUUCUGAACCACAUGCGGCUGAGCCAGCCGAACAUGCCCUCUCGGCUGUAUACCGUGAAGGAUGGAGAUAUUGUGCAGCUUGGUAUUGACUUCAGGGGAGGCGAGGAGAUGAUUUUCCGCUGCGUCCGCAUACGGAUCGAGUGCAAUCGGUCAUGGCAGCAGCAGCCGAACGAGUUCAAUAAAAACACCGAGAGUCUCAUUAAGAAUCUGGGCAAGGGAGAUACAGCUGAUUAUUCUGGUUGUCGGGAAUGCUCAAUCUGUCUGGGCUCGGUUCUGCGGCCUUAUCAGUGUUUGUUCAUGGCGGCCUGCGCCCACGUCUGGCAUUAUAAAUGUGUCAGUCGCCUCAUCCACACGCCCGACUAUCCCAUGUUCCAGUGCCCCAACUGCCGCGCCUACACCGAUCUAAGCGCCGAGGUCGAUGACACGAACGAUUUCGACGAGGAGGAAGCCAAACAAGCUACCCCGGAGGACAAACGGGAUUCUUCAGACGGAUCGCGGUCGGGAACGACUUCCCCCCAGCUCGAAGCCGAACCUGUUCACACUGGCGACGAACCCCGCCAGGGCAGCCUGCCGAUUGAAGCGGGCCUAGCCGCCAAUAUUGAGAGCAUGCACCUUCAAGAAAUGGAUGCGUCGGAGGCUGCGCGGCGUCCACCUCCUCCCACUUCGAAUAAUGAUACUGUUUCUUCCAGUGUCGGCAAUGACGUACCUGGCUGGCAGUCGCUGAGCCAGUCUCCCAAUGCUCUCCCUACACGACAGUCACUUCUGCGUGCGGAUACUCCUGUUCGCUCGGAGUCAUCCGAGGACAAUCCUUUGACGCCUCUGAACGACUCGGGCCCUCUGGCCCUCGACGGCCGGGCCGCAAUGCCUUGAGCAACGCUGUGGUCUCGGCUUUUGGAUAUGCCGCUCGAAUAAUUCAACCAGUUGCAUUGCACAAUCGACUCUAGCCUAGUGCUGGACAGUCCUUGCAUGCAGUCUUCCGGACUGCGCCCUCGUUAAUAUAUGCAUCUCCUAUUGUUCCCGUUUGUUCUUUGCUU
Aspergillus sclerotioniger CBS 115572 is the source of this 2065-nucleotide messenger RNA. Its product is annotated as FHA domain protein. The record is from RefSeq and is a predicted model, not a curated record. Gene Ontology annotation, molecular function: protein binding; ubiquitin protein ligase activity. The transcript has 3 exons. Gene Ontology annotation, biological process: mitotic spindle assembly checkpoint signaling; negative regulation of septation initiation signaling; protein ubiquitination. Lineage: Eukaryota; Fungi; Ascomycota; Eurotiomycetes; Eurotiales; Aspergillaceae. Gene Ontology annotation, cellular component: cytosol; mitotic spindle pole body; cell division site. The coding region runs from base 180 to 1901 and encodes 573 amino acids.